Molecule: messenger RNA, 2901 nt
Organism: Homalodisca vitripennis (glassy-winged sharpshooter)
Lineage: Eukaryota; Metazoa; Arthropoda; Insecta; Hemiptera; Cicadellidae
Gene: Afg3l2
Product: AFG3-like protein 2
Exons: 14
Coding region: 131-2524 (797 amino acids)
Biological process (GO): protein-containing complex assembly; mitochondrial protein processing
Cellular component (GO): membrane; m-AAA complex
Molecular function (GO): ATP hydrolysis activity; ATP-dependent peptidase activity; metalloendopeptidase activity
Source: RefSeq, a predicted model, not a curated record
CUGCCGUCGUCAGGUACUGUUCGCGUCUGUCUAGUAUCCGACCCCUAUGUCCCUUCUGUGAAUUAACAUCAAAUUUUUGGUGAAUUUGUUUAAAUUAUUAUGAUAUUUAAGUAAUACAAUAAAGUGAAGAAUGGCUCAAAGACUUCUUUUGUCAGCUCAAAAGCUUAAACUUCUAACGUAUGGAGGACAACAACAUAGAACAAUUGAUAGAAUUGAUUUAAGAAGGAGCUUAAUGCUUAUUCAGGAAACAACAAGCUCUCCGUUUCUCAAGUCAGUUUUACGUCAAUUCCGCCUCUACUGUCAGAAACCUCCAAAGGGAUUUGAAAAGUAUUUCAAACCCGGAGGAGCUCCUAAAAAAGAAACUCCAUCUAAGGGAGAAGCUGGAAGUAAAGAAGCAAAACAGGAUGCACCUCCUCCAUCACGACCAUCAGCAGGUCAAUCUCCUUCAUCCAAGCCAGGACCAUCUAAGCCCCAAGACCAGUGGUCUUUUGGAGUGUUCGGAGGAUCCAGGGGUGGUCCUGGAAGCGGUAAACAGUUUGGUGAGGGAGGAGAGAGAGAGAAGUGGGUGCUGUUUGGUGCCCUGGGUAUAGCUGCAGUUGUAGGCACACUGGCAUACUAUGAGAUGGGUUAUACGGAAAUUGGCUGGAAGGAAUUUGUCAACAAUUAUUUGUCCCGUGGAAUCGUAGAGAAGCUGGAGGUAGUCAACAAGAAGUGGGUCCGCAUUAGGCUGACACCCGGCAAUAAUGCAAAUGGAGCUAGUGUCUUGUGGUUCAACAUUGGAAGUGUGGAUUCGUUUGAGCGAAACCUGGAAAACGCACAGAUGGAAAUGAACAUUGAGCCACCCAACUAUGUACCGGUGAUUUAUAAAACUGAAAUAGAAGCGGCAAGUCUCUCUGGAUUACUACCAACACUAUUAAUUAUAGGGUUUGUGAUCUACAUGAUGAGGCGAUCAGCCGAGAUGAUGGGUGGGCGGGGACGAAAGGGAGGGGGACUGUUUGGAGGUGUCAUGGAAUCAACCGCCAAGCUGAUUAAUUCUAAUGACAUAGGAGUCAGAUUCAAAGAUGUAGCUGGCUGUGAGGAAGCAAAAGUUGAAAUCAUGGAGUUUGUGAACUUCUUGAAAAAUCCUCAACAGUAUAUUGAUUUGGGAGCGAAGAUCCCCAAAGGGGCAAUGUUAACAGGACCCCCAGGCACAGGCAAGACGCUGCUAGCCAAGGCCACUGCAGGAGAAGCCAAUGUCCCUUUCAUCACUGUCUCAGGUUCUGAAUUCCUCGAGAUGUUCGUGGGUGUGGGACCAUCCAGGGUAAGGGAUAUGUUUGCAAUGGCACGGAAACAUGCUCCUUGUAUCUUAUUUAUCGAUGAAAUUGAUGCUGUUGGAAGAAAGAGAGGUGGUCGCAGUUUUGGGGGACAUUCGGAGCAGGAAAACACAUUAAACCAGUUGCUGGUCGAGAUGGAUGGUUUUAACACAACCACAAAUGUGGUGGUGCUUGCGGCCACCAACAGAGUAGAUAUUCUGGAUAAGGCGUUGAUGCGGCCGGGCCGCUUUGACCGUCAGAUAUUCGUUCCUGCACCGGACAUCAAGGGCCGGGCAUCCAUCUUCAAGGUCCACCUGUCACCCCUCAAGACUGACUUGGACCGAGAUGACCUUGCCCGCAAGAUGGCUGCUCUCACACCUGGUUUUACAGGUGCUGACAUUGCGAAUGUGUGCAAUGAGGCAGCUCUGAUUGCUGCAAGAGACCUGAAGUCAUCUAUAACGAUGAAGCACUUCGAGCAGGCUAUCGAGCGGGUAGUGGCCGGGAUGGAGAAGAAGACCAAUGUGUUGCAGCCAGAGGAGAAGAAGACAGUUGCAUACCAUGAGGCUGGACACGCAGUUGCUGGUUGGUUCCUGCAAUAUGCUGACCCAUUGCUCAAGGUGUCCAUAAUACCAAGAGGCAAGGGGCUCGGCUACGCCCAGUACUUGCCUAAGGAGCAGUAUCUGUAUACCAAGGAACAGCUGUUUGACCGGAUGUGCAUGACCUUAGGUGGCAGAGUCUCAGAGGAGUUGUUCUUCAAGCGGAUUACAACUGGCGCUCAGGAUGAUCUAAAGAAAGUCACACAGAGUGCGUACGCUCAGGUGGUUCACUUCGGCAUGAAUGAAAAGGUGGGGAACGUAAGUUUUGACAUGCCACAGCCAGGUGAGAUGGUACUGGAGAAGCCUUACUCUGAGAGCACUGCACAGCUGAUAGACCAAGAAGUUCGGGUGCUCAUAGAUCGAGCGCACAAGCACACAACGGAUCUCCUCACACAGCAUAAGGAUGACGUAGCCAAGGUUGCCGAAAGGUUAUUGAAAAAAGAGAUAUUAAGUCGAGAUGACAUGAUCGAACUACUUGGUCCGAGGCCAUUCCCAGAAAAAUCUACUUACGAGGAGUUUGUCGAAGGUACCGGGUCAUUCGAGGAAGACACCACAUUACCGGAGGGACUAAAGGACUGGAAUAAAGAAAAAGAACCAAAGAGUAAUGAAACUAAACCCAAACCAGCCACAACUUAAAGUUGCAUUUUAAGCUAGAUUAGUUUCAGACUGUAACGUGCCUACACAUUAGUUACCUGUCUCUGUACAUAUUUUGUUGUGUAAUAAAUUAUAUUCAUCAGAAAUUACAACUUUUUUUAUUAAGUUAACUUAUUUUGAUUUUGUCUUUUUACGAAAAUGAUUGUAUUUCAAAUCAAUUUUUUUCUAGCAAUAAGUGGUGAUUGAUGUCCUGACUUGUUCUGCUGUAAAUUUAUUUGUACAUAAAAAAUAAAGUGUGAAAAAAUGUAGCUUAUAUCAUUUAUGCCAGUAUUAAUAACUAAAAAGAAAACUGAUUAGUGUUGAAAAAGCAGUUUUGUUACAGACAUAGGUUUAUAUAAAAUACAUUUCUUUUUACAGUU